Messenger RNA from Nerophis lumbriciformis (worm pipefish), 2682 nucleotides. The record is from RefSeq and is a predicted model, not a curated record. Lineage: Eukaryota; Metazoa; Chordata; Actinopteri; Syngnathiformes; Syngnathidae.
AUGCUGAGUGUCACACUCCGCCUCAGAUCGUCGGCUAUUCCAGCACCUUCCUAUUGGCCUCUCCACAUCUUGUUGCUGGAGUUACUGGUACCGGGGAGCUUGCCCAGCAUGUCCAGACACCCUCCAGCCGCCAAGCGCGAGAUCCUCAUAGAUGGCGACUUGGUGAUCGGGGGCCUAUUCCCGGUGCACCACAAAGGCGAAGGGACAGAGGACUGUGGUAAAAUUAACGCAGAGAGAGGUAUCCAAAGACUGGAGGCCAUGCUCCUAGCGCUCGACGAGAUUAACUCUAGUGAUCGCAUCCUUCCUGGACUUCAGCUGGGGGCGCACAUCCUUGACACCUGCUCAAAGGACACCUAUGCCCUGGAGCAGUCGCUGGAUUUCGUCAGGGCAUCCCUCACCAAGGUGCACGACCCAGGCUUCAUCUGCCCGGAUGGCUCUCGACCCAUCCAGAACGAGGUCCCACUGGCUAUUUCGGGAGUCAUCGGAGGAUCCUACAGUGACGUUUCCAUCCAGGUGGCCAACCUCCUGCGACUUUUCCAGAUCCCUCAGAUUAGCUACGCCUCCACCAGUGCCAAGUUAAGUGAUAAAUCUCGAUAUGACUACUUCGCUCGCACAGUGCCUGCAGACUUCUACCAGGCCAAAGCCAUGGCAGAGAUCCUGCGUUAUUUCAACUGGACCUACGUGUCAACUGUAGCAUCGGAGGGCGACUACGGCGAGACCGGCAUCGACGCCUUCCAGCAGGAAGCCCGUUCUCAUCAAAUCUGCAUCGCCACCUCAGCCAAGGUGAGCCGCUCCAUGAACCGCCAGGGCUUUGAGAAUGUCAUCCGCUCCCUGCAGCAAAAGUCCAACGCCAAAGUGGUCAUCAUGUUCACCCGCAGUGAAGAUGCCCGGGAGUUACUGGUGGCUGCCGCUCGCAUGAAAGUUACCUUCAUUUGGGUGGCCAGUGAUGGCUGGGGGGCACAGGAGAGUGUGGUGAGGGGCAGCGAGAUGGCAGCAGAUGGUGCUUUCACCAUUGAGCUGGCCUCCUACCCAAUCAGGGAAUUUGAAGAUUACUUUACCAAACUGAAUCCAUACACCAACAACAGGAACCCGUGGUUCAGAGAGUUCUGGGAGCACCGCUUUGGUUGCAGCCUCCAGGAACACGGAUGCAGCGACCAUAGCCUGAGAGACGGAACGUUUGAGCAGGAAUCCAAGAUCAUGUUUGUCGUCAACGCAGUCUAUGCCAUGGCUUACGCCCUACACAACAUGCGGCAGGCGGUGUGCUCCAACACAUCUAAAGUCUGUGAAGCAAUGAAACCAGGCAAUGGUAAAAGAUUCUACAAGGAGUUCAUCUUAAAGACCAAGUUUGAAGCUCCAUUUCGACCUGUUGACACGGAGAACAUGGUGCGUUUCGACUCGGUCGGCGACAGCAUCAGCCGCUACAACAUCUUCCACUACCAUAAAGAUGAUGGAAAGUUUGUCUACAAGAAGGUCGGCUACUGGGACCAAAAUCUGACCCUGAACACUACUCUGGUAAGCUGGCGCGGCAUCUCACCGCCUACCUCCCAGUGUAGCGACCCCUGUAAAAAAAAUGAGGUGAAGAGCAUGCAGCCCGGAGAUGUGUGCUGCUGGAUCUGCAUUCCGUGCCAACCCUAUCAGUACCUACAAGAUGAGUUCACCUGUGCCGAUUGCGGCUUUGGUCAGUGGCCUCUCGGCAAUCUCACAGGUUGCUACGAUUUGCCCGAAGAGUACAUCCGUUGGGAGGACGCGUGGGCCAUCGGGCCUGUUACCAUCUCCUGCUUGGGAAUAAUGUGCACCCUGUCAGUUGUGGGUCUUUUCUUCAAACACAACGAGACACCCGUGGUGAAGGCGAGCGGGCGGGAGCUUUCCUACAUCCUCCUCCUAGGAGUCCUAAUGUGCUACAGCAUGACGUUCAUAUACAUCGCCAAACCUUCCACCGCUGUUUGUACCUUGCGCCGACUGGGCUUGGGCGCAUCAUUCGCAGUGUGCUACUCGGCCCUCCUCACCAAGACCAACCGGAUUGCUCGCAUUUUCAGCGGCGUGAAGGAUGGCGCCCAGCGGCCGCGCUUCAUCAGCCCGGCCUCCCAAGUGGCGAUAUGCGGAGCCCUUAUCUCUUGUCAGCUGCUGGUGGCCGUCAUCUGGCUGCUGGUGGAGGUGCCUGGCGUGAGGAAGGAGGUGAGCCCAGAUCGACGAGAUGUGGUCACCCUCAAGUGCAAUAGCAGGGACUCCAGCAUGCUCAUGUCGCUUACCUACAACUGCGUCCUCAUCGUCCUCUGCACCGUCUACGCCUUCAAGACGCGGAAGUGCCCCGAAAACUUCAACGAGGCCAAGUUCAUCGGCUUUACCAUGUACACCACUUGCAUCAUCUGGCUCGCCUUCCAGCCCAUCUUCUACGUCACAGCCAGUGACUACAGGGUCCAGACCACCACCAUGUGCAUCUCUGUCAGUCUGAGUGGCUCCGUGGUCCUGGGCUGCCUAUUUGCUCCCAAGAUCCACAUCAUCCUGUUCCAGCCUCAGAAGAACGUGACCUCGCUGAGGGUCACCGCCAAUCGCUUCAGUGCCACCGUAUCGGCCUCUGCAUCUGUUCCCAGUUCCAGUUACUCCAAAGGAUCAGCUUCCAACUAUGUGCCAGCAGUGUGUAAUGGCCGAGAAGUGGUGGACUCGACGACUUCUUCUUUGUGA